CGAAAGAGGAGAGAGCAAACAAUUUUCAGGCCCGCCGCGUCUGGCAAAAAAUAUGAGAAAAAAAUUAUAAAAAAUUCGGAAAAUAGUUGAAAGUCAAGAAAAAGUCCACAGAAAGGAUGUGGAGGCUUCCAGGGCCCCUGAGUCCAGGCUGGGAUGACAACCUAAAGCUGGAAGUUAGAGUUACAUCAGCACUAGUUGGGCACCCUGCAAUUGUCCAUGUAGCUGGUCUGCUUUAGGGUGCCAUGGCCACAGGAACAGAGGGACGCCAUGUCCAAGUCCUGGAGAAAGCCAAGCUUUCACCAACUUCGGGGAAACGCAGGAGAGCAGAAGGGAAACCCAAGAAGAAUUUUCCUUGUCAGGAGUGUCAGAAGGCAUUCAACAGUCUGGAGAAGUUAAAGGUGCACUCGUACUCUCAUACAGGGGAAAGGCCAUAUCGCUGCUCCCAUGCUGACUGCACCAAGGCUUUCGUCUCCAAAUACAAGCUGCUACGGCAUAUGGCAACUCACUCACCAGAAAAAAGCCACAAGUGUUCAUACUGUGAAAAAAUGUUUCACCGCAAGGAUCACUUAAAAAAUCACCAACACACUCAUGACCCACACAAGGAGGCCUUCACCUGUCAGGAGUGCGGGAAGAGCUACAACACCAAGCUUGGCUUUAAGCGUCACCUGGCCCUCCAUGCUGCAAACAGCGGAGACCUGACCUGCCAAGUUUGCCUGCAGCUGUUCCCCAGCACUGUGGUUCUGCUGGAACACCUCAAAACACACGCAGGCAAGACAUCUGGGGGGACCAAAGAGAAGAAGCAUUGUUGUGAGCAUUGUGAGCGUCAGUUUUACACCCGCAAAGAUGUGCGACGCCACAUGGUGGUGCACACUGGACACAAGGACUUCCUCUGUCAGUACUGUGCUCAGCGCUUUGGUAGGAAGGAUCACCUGACCCGUCACAUGAAAAAGAGCCACACCAGGGAGCUGCUGAGGGUAAAAACUGAACCAGCUGAUUCGCUGGAGACCGAUGUUUUUGAUUUGGCUUCUGGAAGCAUCAAGGAUGACUUUCCAGCAACACUGACAACAAGAUCACACCAGGUUAACGUGUUCACAGGCUCUGGCCUGGACACGCAGUCCUUCUCUUCCCCCAGUAACCUAUUUUCUUUAAAGUACCCACUGAGCUCCAACUAUACCUCAUACACCAUCACCUCACAUGAGAGGGAGCAGAAUCUAAAGGGAGAACUGGAGACCUAUCUAAUGGAGCUGCAGAACACAAUGCCAUCCUCGUCCUCUGCAUCUCUAGAACCUCAAAUUCCCUCCUCCAAACUUGAGUUGUUACCUCAUGUGGGUAUGCUGGAGGAAGUGAGCGAGGACGCGUCCCUCUCAAAAAUUUCCACGCCAGCAGCAGGUCCUGCAGCGGACUCUGUGGCCUCAUCUUCCUCUCUUAUGGAUUUUUCCCAGCUGUUCAACUUCCUGCCACACAACGGGCCUGCAUUCAAUCAGGUAGGAAGCAGCGUGGGCAGCAUCGGACCAGCCAUCACCUUUCCACCCACAGAAGAACCUGUUCCUCUUGUCCAUCUGCACACCCAGACCCCUACAGGUCAAGAGGCUGCAGAAAACCCUCUCCAAGGACUCCCCUCCUUCAUAUGCAGCCUGAGCACCCCCACCACACUACCCCGGUUCCACCAAGCUUUUCAGUGAUGCAGUUUGUCCUGUCCAGUACAGAGCCUCCACAGCUUAGAAACAGCCAAAUAGGAUACCGGUAUUCUUAGCUAGUCAGUUGAUUUUGGUUAAAAGGUGGGGAGAUAACACAGCAGUAGGUGAAUAAUGAUGAGGGCCAACAGCUACACACACUCACACACACUCUUUUCAUUCAUAUUAUUUACACAUUUUAUAAGGUGCUCAAAAUACAGAAAUUACUUUAAAAAUGUAUUAGCUUCAAUGUUCCUCUUUGAUCACAUGGUAGAAAGUGGCACUCAGCCUUAUGCUGAAGCAAAUUCUUCUGCAGCUCCUAUUGAGCUAAUUUGUUGAUGAUCCAGGAAGCUCUGUAACUGGAUGGACAACGUCUUACUUGGAUCACAUGGUUCUUUACAGUAAUUCUUCUGUAUUACCCAUCAAUAACAUCAGUGUGAUGUCAGGACCAGUUAGGCUGUCAACAGAAAAGGCAAGCCUUCCUUCUACUCUUGGGUAACUUCUUGUUUGUGAUUUUGUUGCAGACUAACUCAAAACCAUUUAAACUAACAAAACAUCUUUAUCAUGCAAACAAUUUUGUUCAUGGUAUAGGUCAUAGACAUGACAGAAUGUGUUAGAAGCCCAAAUUUUAGUCAAUCGACAUUAAGAGCAAAUCACUAAUCUUAAAAUUAGAGUAACUGGGUAACUCCUGCCCCCAUCCCCAGGGGCGGAACCAGCAGGUGGCCAGGGGUGGCCAUGGCCGCCACGAGCCAAUCUAUGGCCACCCCAAGAACAAGCAUUCCCCCUCCUAAACAGAUGGUGACAGCAGUAAUGCUGUCAACCAUUAUUACAAUUACAACAGCAACUACAGAAGGACUUGUGGAGCACGGAGCAAUAUCCUUUCAUAUUCCUCUGCUGCAGAAGAGGUCAGACUCUGAGUUAAGUUAAAAAGGCAAAAACAUUUAUUUACUUUAAAAAGAUUCCUAUAUCAGUUUAAAAUAAAAAAUAAAAAUGUCUGGUUUCCAGUGAAAGAGAAAAAAUGAGAUAACGUUCACUAACAUGUUGUGUGCACCACACAUAACUGUAAUUGUGAAAGGGCAAUGUGUUAUGUGUGUGUGCUUGUUAGCUCAUUAACAGCCUCUGAACUAAUGUAAGUGGACGGGACCUCUUUUCUCUCCUUUUUCUUUUUAAAGAAAAGUAAUGUUUCAUGGUGUCACUGCUAUUUACAAGAAAAUGCUGUUUUAUUAUUAGAAGUUGAAUUAAGGUGAAUUAUCCACUGCUCAAACCACAAAAAGAAGGACAUGGCUUAUGGAGUAGCGGUAGAGUGGGCUACCCAUAUACAGAGGCUUCAGUCCUCGACAAAGCUGUCCCUGGUUUGAGUCCCGACCCCAGCAACCUGUGCUGCAUGUCCCUCCCCCUCUGGUCUCUGUCUGGUCACCCCAAUGAAACUUUUCUGGCUUCGUCACUGCCCAUUACAAACCAAAAUCUACUAACAACAUAGUUAAAACUUGUGAAAUAAUGAGCCAAAAAUUAUCCACACACACAGUUUGUGUGGUUGAGCAUCUAAAGAUUGUCAGGGAGGCCCAGGUUGUGCUUUCCACAUAGAAAAUGGGCUUUAUACGGUCCAACUAUUCCCUGUAUAUUUACUUCACAGUGGACCAAACUGUUAUUGGGUAAGACACUGCCUCCUGCAUGGUCCUUGAUAUGUUUAUGGGUAUUUGAGUGGAAAUGGAUUUACAGUUGUACCUAGAAUGAUUGAAGUCCCUCUGCAAGUUGGGUUUUUUUGGCCGAAAAUCCAACCUAGCAGCUGUUUUUAAUAAACAGAUCAAACUGAAACAGUUUAAAUAGAUCAAUACAACUAAUGGUUUCUCCAAACAAAAGGCCACUUUUAAUGACUACCACAGUCUAAAACGAUUCAACCCCCUCAUGACCAGCAUCUUUGGUACUUUGUGGAGCACCUUUUGCUGUUUUCAACUCUGUGAAAAUAAUUCUUAGCCAGACCCCAGCUUCUGACAGCAUUCGUGAGGAACAUUAAUACACUCCUCUUGGACAAAGGCCUCGAGUUUUUCAAAUCACAAUCACAUUAAUAGAGUUCAAGUCAGGACACUAUGAUGGCCACUUUAGUAUCUACCAGGACUUCUUCUGAACCUUUGUUGGACUUUCACAUAUCUGUGAGAUCAUUGUCCCGUUUGAAGGUCCAAGUGACUCCCAAGCUCUAGCUUUCUUAAACACAGAAUGACAUUUUCUCCCAGGAUUUCCUAAUUGUUCAUUGAAUUGAUCUUGCCUUCCAUAUGCUGUAGGUUUCCUUUGCCAGAGAAAGCAAAGCAGCCUCAGAUCAUCACUAAGCCACUGCUGUGCCACUUUAGACAUAAUUUUUCCUCUUCCAGAUAUACACUGAUCCAUAGGUCCGAAAUGUUCCACUUCUGAUUCAUCACUCGACAGAACACAAUCUCAUAACCUGUUUAGCUUAUUUUUACAGCUGUGAACAAACAGGACCUGACGUUUCUUGUACUUUUAGCUCUGUAGUGGUAUAUCUGUAGGAUUGAAGCCCUUCAGCAAUCAGUAUGUGCCUCCAACCACCCCUGAUCUGUAAAUGCUCAUACAAGGAAUCUUAUUCAGGGAGUAGAAUCAUUUCCAGUGAGUAGGAUUCAAUGAUUUUGAACUUAGGAAAAAUCCUUGAAAGAUAAAUUUUAAUUAUUUCAAAUGAUCUUGUGGACUUUGGUUGUUCCAAACACCAAAAGCAUUCGCUGAUGUAGUUUUGAAUCUACAUCGGCGAAUAAGAAACACAAAGUCCAGAACUGGGCCUCCACAAUACCAGGAAAAUAUAUGAUUGUGAUAUUAUUGCCUACAAUUGUGAUAAUGGUAUUGAUUAUGAUUAAGACUCAUUUCUUUCUUUACCGUUUCUUAAUGCCCUCCAUCCUGAGACAUGGUUGUAGCUGAGAUGUUCCCCAUCUGCCGCUUUGCUUCUAGCUUAGGUUUUUGCCUAUAUAUUCAUUUAUAAACGACAAAAAAAAAAACUCCCCAGUCACCCACCUAACCCCAAAAUUGUCCUCUUAACAACAUGGACCAGGCAUAGCAUUAUGACCACCUGCCUAAUAUUGAAACAGCUGACUGAAGAAGAGCAAUGAUUCCAAGUUUCCUGCCGUGUUUCCUGUUUUAGUGCACAAGACAUUUCUUAGUCAUGCUUUCAAAACCAACAAGACAUUUUUUUUUUACUUUUAAAUCCUGCGUACGCUAACUUUAAGGCAUAAAAUUGCCGUUUUGUUUAAGCACUGACAAAUCCAAAUGAAACAUAUUUAGUUUAAAACAAACAUUUAAUCAUAACCUGUGGAUUCCAGGUUUAGCUGAAAUUUAAAAGAAAUCCUUCAGAAGUCUGGUACCUACAUCCACACUUAAUGUUCUGUAAAUUAGUAUUGAAGAUAAAGUAACAUAAGUGAUUAUAUCCUAUGACCCCGUUCUUCUUCAGCUACAUGAUAUGUGCCCAUCAAUUAGCAGUCUCAGGUAGUUUCCAACAUAUUUUUAAUGGUCUUGGCUUGUGAUCAGAAUGUAAAAUGUAUCUACAUUAUAAACCAGAGGAACAAUAGAGUUAUCAUAGAGUUCCAUCUGUUCUCAAAGUAAAACCUGCUGAUUGUGUAGGCUUGGUUCAGUCCUCGGUAACAUAAAUGUUGCUGCUGAGCUUCCACUUUUUAGUUGUUUCAGGCCCUGUGAAUCAGCUCCCAUUACCCUGAACUGAUCUGUCGUUGCCCCAAAAACAUGGUUCUAUGAAGGAAUGGAGGGAUAGGUUCCAUUUAAUAAAGGAACAUGUGAACAAAGAGGCAACACGUCUAGGCAGCAUCACAGGCCAGGGAGAAGCUCUGUCCUUUGUUUCUAAUAUGCUUUGAAACCUCAGCAGUGGGGAAAAUAUUAUUGGCUGGGUUAAGUAAAUCUACCCGCACCAAGCAGAUCUUCUUCAUGUAAUGCAUUAUAAUCUGAAAUGAUUUACGAAAAACAUAAGGGACUUAAGAAAAGUGACUGUUAGUUUGAAGGGAAGCAUUUUACUUCCUGUAGAUGUGAUUUUAUACAGCCUGCCUGGACGACGAUCCUUUCAGUCACAUCCACGUUCCAUGAUUUUCACUCUCAGGCUUGUGGCUGUUAAUCAUUUCAGUUUUUCUAAAUUUAUACACAGUGAAAUUAUUUCUUAUUAGACUGACAGCCAGAUUGUAAAUUAUACUUUGCUUUUAGCAACUCUCAUUCCCUCUGCUGUGUUGUAGAUUUAUUCAUAUAGGGCUUGACUGAACAUUGUCCCUACAUCUAGUUUUGGGGCUCAUGUGGAGUUGUCCUGUUUGGGUUCCGCUCAGCUGGGACCUUAGCAUUCUGGGUCAUGCUUUGAUUCUGUCUAUCUUCUGAAAAAUAGUCCCGAGUCUUCUGGAGUCAAGAAAAUCAACGCGGAAAAAUGUCUUUAAAAAUGAAACCUUCUUUUGGAAAACUGAACAAAUGAAAGGAGAUUUCAAAGAUCAGAAUGAGUCUCUGGAACAAGUCAAAGGAAGUCCCAAAAUGUUGAGGUGUCCCCCUCUGUUGCCGUUACUUCCUAGGAUGAGGAAUAACUUCAGAAGUGUGAAGUCCACAUUUCUAGUUCUGUCCCUUGAUUUUCUGAGUUAAAGCGAAUAUUUGCUUUAUCAUUCAAAUACUACCAAUGCCACGGAUCUGGGAGUAAAAAUUUAAACCCGUUCUUCUCCCUGUUGUAGACAGCAUUUUACAUAUACAUAUAUGGGCAACUGUGGCUGAAUGGGGGGAGUGGUUGUCUUUUAAUUGGAAGGUUGCAGGUUAGAUUUCAGCUUCCUCCUGCCACAUGUCAAUGUGCCCCUGGACAAGGCUACCGAUCUUUGCAUCGGUGUACGAAGAUGCGCAUGUUUUGUGAGAAAAGCUAUGAACCCCUGGAAGAUUUUUAGAUGAGUACAGUCCAUUUAUAUUAUGUCAUUAAGUUCAUCUUAUGACCAAGGUCUCCUUUCCUGAUCUUGGUACUGGUUUCACUUUCUGACUUUUCCUGCUCUGCUUUCUCAUGUUUUGUCAUUAGAAACGUCUGUAUGUAGUUAACAUACAUCAUCGAGUGUUGUUUUAAGACUGCCCGGUAACACAUGAAAAACUCCCUCAACUAGCUGUGGAACCACCUAAAAAAGACCAAGAUAAGCAGACAGAAUGGUUUAUGUGGAAGUGAUGAAAGACAGUUUUCCUAGUAUGAAUGAUCUUCUCUGACCAUAGUCUGACAUUGUUACGGCUUUCUGUUGGAAAUGAAACCAUCUGAUUAGGUUCACAUGCAGGAGUUUUUUCUGUUGUAAAAAUAAUCUUAAACUUUGUGAUGAUCCAGACAUAGUGGCAUCAUUCACUAGCUGCUCAGUCUCCAGCAGCAGGAGUAAGGCAGAAAAACGGGCUGGAUAUUUGAGUUCUGAUGUGUAGUUUAGGCCACAUGUCCAUUCAGUGCUUUCUGUUGAAUUUGGAGAAAAGUAGAGUAUUAGGGUGUGAAUGGAGCUGAUAUUUUAUUAGUGUUCUCAUUUAGUGUUCUUUACCUCACAGCAUCAUCUUGUCUUUGUGCUUCAGUAUUCAGAUCAUGAACUAGAAUUUCUGCUUAACAUGAAGUUUUUUUGUAUUCCUUCCUGAAUAAUGUUUUAGACUGUUUAAAACAUAGAGUUGAAUAUUAUUGUGUCAAAGCAUUUAUCAGUGUGUGCUACCUGUAUCUUGUGAAGGUGUAUGGUUUUAUGAAAAAGUUUUUUUUUUUUUAUAAUUGCAGCACUUUUUGUUAAUGAAAUGCCUUAUUUCUUCCAGUACUUUUGGUUUAAAUGCUUAAUACAAAUGUGUAAAUGAAUAUUUGCCUCUUUUAGAGAACAGUAAUAUGUAAAUACAAUAUAAAUGUUUUAUUUUUACAGUUAAAGUUUUGACUGUGUUUUCCUAUAAGUGUAAUUUUUGCUUUACUUGCACAGUCUGUAUGCAGUUUUAAAUGCAUACAUGUUAGUUUAAGUGAACUAUUUGUACGCUGGUAUAGGCGAGCCCAAGGCAAUAAACAAGACUAAUUUGACAUUUAUAACAUCUAAAUAUAUUUUGUUUUUGUGUAUGAUAAAACCAAGACUUGCUUGUUACAGAAAGAAAUACACCAUGUUUUAUUUUUACAAUAAUGACAUGUAAAAGGAGGCUCAUACAGCCUGAGACAAACAAUACAUUCCAUAUUGCAUUGUGUCCUCAUUCAUUCAACAUAAACUAAGUCAAAACGCAGAAGUUGAGUGGAAAUCUAACGUCCAGUCUUUGAUGCCAUAACUUUAAGUGAGCAUCUUCUUUAUGAUCUUAUCAGACUUUUGUAAUAUUAUUAUUAUUAUAAUUAUUAUUAGAGAAGUCAUUUUACUAUGCUGCUGAAGUUUAAAUGGCUCCAUCAGACUGAGGUCUAGACAGGGGGACGGCUGUUUCAACAGUGUAAUUUCAUUCUGUUGUAGGUAUGAUGAGUCGUCAUUGUCUUUUUGAUGAGCUACUUGGGACAAGCUUAAGCUGUCGGAAAAAAGGCCUUAAAUUUUACUGGAGAAUGCUUUGCACAUGGUAAAGAGCAGUUCACGAUAAACUUAAAUGAGCUCAAGGUGUUCAGAUCUUUUGGCUGCAGAACAGGCCCAAAUCACCUCCUUGCUCAACAGCUGUGCAUUUUAACCAAACAUCUCUAGUUUGAUGCAUCCAAAGGACAUGGCGCCAAGUGGUUUGUUUGGAUUCAAAAUUUGCAAAACAAUGUUGCAUGCUAAGAAAGGCCUGUGUAUUUUGGGAUGUAGCUGUUAGAUACAGCAUUGGAUGCUGUGACCUCCAGAUUAACUUGCAGUGACAUCUAUUUUGCAAAGACUGGAACAUAGAACUGCAAAUGGCCAUAUAAUCUAUACCACAGUGAUGGGUAGCAACAGUUGUUGCUGAUGUCUUUCCUCCUUGGCAUUGUAUUAACACACAUUCGGUGCAGAGCAGCAAACUGCUACAACCUCAGUUUUCUUAUGAAGGUGUUUACUCUGUCUGAUGACAGAAGAACAAAUCAUUUGAUUAGCAGCACCUGGCUACCACUUACCCUUGUAACUGAUGGCAGCAGUUAGGGUGUACUUAGUUUUUUACAUCCAGCUUAUGCAUUUUGGUUUGGUUUUUUGUUAAUGAAUCGAUUGUAACAGACCAUGUGUUGUUUUUCAUUUGAGGUUGUACUUAGUUUGGACCAGAUAAUUUAAGUAUGCUCUGACAUACAUAAUCUUUGAAGUGAAGGAUCUACUUACUUUUUCUGGCAAUUUUCUGAGAUUAUAACAGCAGAUUUUACAUGAGCCCACAUUUUUAAAGUAGAAUUUGAGAGAUUUGAAAGGAGAUUAAAUCAAUGAAGAAAACAUUUGGAAGAAAUAAAAAGCCCCACUGAUUGUGCCGUAGUGUCAAACAGAGUUAAAACUCUAAAGCUAUUUUCAGUUGUCUUUGAAAAACAGAAUCUCUAUCUCUGGUGAUGUGGGAUAGAAACCAAUCAGUGAGAGGCGGACAGCAGGUCAUUUGAUGUCAGACGUAUUCAUAAGCUCUAGCGGUACCAGUGAACUCUAUUGAAUGUGUAUGUAAGUAACACUGCCAUACUGCAAAACAUUUAGGUAAUGGAUCAAGCUGCUAAAACAUGUCUAAAGCUCCUUAAGGUGCUAGAGACCUCUUUCUCUUAAAUGUGUUGUUUGUACAUGUAUCCAGCUUAGCUGAAAAGCUGCCGCGUGUGCCUGCUUCUACCGUAUAGCUACACAUAUUUUUGUUGUACUGUGAGUUUUGUAGUUUUUUUUCCCCCCCGACAUGCCUGUUAUUACAUGGUCUCAACAUAGCAUUGUAAGACAUGCAAGAAUGCUCAGCUGAAGAAAAAGUUGGUGCUGAUCCUCAAAUGUUUUUGCAUGUUUUUAAGUGACUUCAGAGAUAAACUUCAUUAUAGACAGGUUAGUUUUGCUCCUUGUUCUGGUUCAGCAUUUUCAGCUACACUGUCUAUAAUGAACUCAGAAAAAUCUCUACAUUUUCCAACACAUCUUUCCCUAAACUACUGUCAUAUUUUAUACAUAUAGGCAAAGUAAAUCAGAAAUAUACAUUUUACAAAUACAUAUGUUUUAUAAAUGGUUAAAAAAAAUCGAUGCUGCAGCUUUUAUCAACUGUUUUUUUCAUCUUUUUAAACAUUGUCAUCCAAAGAAAGAUUAUUUAUUGGUUGGCAAAAUAACCAGACUUCAUUCACAUACAAUGCUGCUAUGAGAGAGGAGAGUUGUAUUUGUCAACUCUAGUGUUUUUAUUCAGUGUAAUGAAAGUUCAAUAAAGUAAAGAAAAAGAUCCAA
Messenger RNA from Girardinichthys multiradiatus, 9967 nucleotides. It is a transcript of the gene plag1, whose product is annotated as pleiomorphic adenoma gene 1. Bases 243 to 1682 code for a protein of 479 amino acids. The transcript has 3 exons. The record is from RefSeq and is a predicted model, not a curated record. Lineage: Eukaryota; Metazoa; Chordata; Actinopteri; Cyprinodontiformes; Goodeidae.